AUGGCCGCAUGGGAUCAGAAACCUUGGAGAUCGUCCCGAAAUAAGGUAGUCAUGAACUCUGUAAGCCAUUUCCUUUGGCUUGACAUAGAGCUACCUCUCAACCGAGCGAUCCGCCCUGGCCAGUAUGUGCAGCUUUGGAUGCCACGAGCCGGCUUUCGCGCUUUCUUUCAGCUUCCUCAGUUCUAUAUUGCAUUCUGGGAAGAUGGACCAACUCAAAGAAUAGUCCGUAUGGUAGCAGAGCCUCAACCUGGGCUUGCGCGAAAGCUGUACCACGAAGCACUGAGAUCCCCAGUCAAGCAGUCGGCCAUCAUACUCGGACCGUACGGACACCCUCUCGAUUUCUAUCGGUUCGGUACAAUCCUCUUCGUGGUAGAGGACAUCGGGUUUUUCCGAGCGCUUUCAUACAUUGAAAUGUUGGUGGAGGCCAGCCGCAAGCGAGAAGUAAUGGUGCGAAAGCUAGAGGUUCUCUGGAAGCGACAAGUUGGCAAAGAUGAAAAUCCACAAUGGGUAAAUGAAUGGAUGCAAGACCUUUUCAAUCGCGACUGGAGAUCGUUCAAGAUUUUGCGGUUCAGCAUCUACUGCCCGCGUACUCAAUCAAGUCCCCAGGAAAACCUUUCCUACGAGCACAACGCAAUGCUUUGCUACUUUUAUGGCUCGAUCAAGAUCGAGGAGGAAGUUGCGCGGUAUCUCAACAAUCAACGCGGAGCCAUGGCCGUAGCGGUAUGUGCAGGUCCGUCAAUAAGUGAGGCCGUGACGAAGACUGUACAGCCACACGCAGGAAGAAAUCUCCAGCUGAUCGUUCUCGACCCCGAUAUGAGCCCUGCACCGGAUGGGAAUGACGAUUUGCCCGGCAGCGUCGAGUCUGCAGUUGACCGCCAGGAUCCAACACACACAGCCUCGGGAGCGGGAGAGGGCAAGCGUAUUCACCAAGAACGACGAAUUCCAGUGGACAACCGUAAGCUACAGUAUUCAUCGCCCACAAAAAUUGAUACGGAAACCGGAAAAGUCGAGAUGAGCAACCACUCGAACCUAGUUGGUUUCAACACUUCACUCAAAUUCGCCUACGCGCACCGCGUGUCGGAUUCGCUGCGCCUGCCUCUAGUGGAGGCCUCUUCGAUUGAGGCGGUCUCAACACAAUGGUUGAGUUUUCAGCUCAUUGGCAAUCGUAUCUUCCGCCGGCAGUUCAUGUAUCACAGGGAGGGCACCAUGGAAAGCUUGGAGCCUGGCCUUGUUCGCCGCACAGCCGGUGAUUGGUAUGAUAGAAAGACGAUCGCCGGCCAUGGCAAAGCUGGCAGCGAAGCGUGCCGAUCUCGGGUAGGCUGGUGUGUGCAUUUCGUCUCGUAG
Penicillium arizonense is the source of this 1344-nucleotide messenger RNA. RefSeq lists its product as uncharacterized. The transcript is spliced from 6 exons. Gene Ontology annotation, biological process: copper ion import; iron ion transport; intracellular iron ion homeostasis. Gene Ontology annotation, molecular function: ferric-chelate reductase activity. Bases 1 to 1344 code for a protein of 447 amino acids. NCBI's taxonomy places the organism in Eukaryota, Fungi, Ascomycota, Eurotiomycetes, Eurotiales, Aspergillaceae. The record is from RefSeq and is a predicted model, not a curated record. Gene Ontology annotation, cellular component: plasma membrane.